ACUGCAGUUAGCGUCCUAAUUCCAUUGGCGCCUGAAAAAAUUCGUUCGUAAUUUGAGAGGAUUGGCUGUAAUUUCUUUGUUUAAACUAUUUCCCGAUAACGGAAAAAGAUGCAAAAGGCGCGACCUAGCAAGGGAACGCCCAAGGCAGCCGGUGGAGGACGCCAGAGCGGCCAGUUCCGGGUGCCGCAAUUAACUGCCCAACAACAAUUGCGGGCUCAGCAACAAAAUGAGGAGGAGGACGCCGCCAUGGACGCACUGGAUGACGCCCUCAUCUUUGAUGACGAGGAGGGUGGCACCCGAAUCGGCGAUAUAUACAUCCCGCCACCGGUGCCGCCACAUUGCUCCAUGGAGAGCACUGGGCCACGCCUGAUCAUCGCAAAGAUCGUGAAUGUGAAUUUUAAAAGCUAUGCCGGCGAAGUCGAACUGGGACCCUUCCACCAGAGUUUCACGGCCAUUAUUGGCCCGAAUGGCAGUGGAAAGAGCAAUGUCAUCGACUCCAUGAUGUUUGUAUUCGGCUGCCGCGCAAAUCGCAUCCGCUGCAAGCGUGUAUCUACUUUAAUCCAUUCCUCGUCGAAGUUUCCAAAUCUCCGGAGUUGCUCGGUGGCUGUUCACUUCAAGCAGAUCGUGGACAAGGGUGAUGGCACCUGCGAGGAUGUCCCGAACUCCAGCAUUGUCAUCGAACGCACAGCCAUGGCUGACAACUCUUCCUACUAUCAGAUCAACGAUAAGCGGGCCCAACUUAAAGAUGUGGCGAAACUGCUGAAAAAACACCAUGUGGAUCUGGAACACAAUCGUUUCCUCAUCCUCCAGGGCGAAGUGGAGUCCAUUGCCAUGAUGAAGCCAAAGGGGCAGGCUGAAAACGAAACGGGCAUGUUGGAAUAUCUGGAGGAUAUUGUGGGAACUCAACGAUACAUUCGCCCUCUGCAGCAAAUUAACCAGAGAGUGGAACAACUUACUGAUGAUCGUACGGAGAAGCACAACCGCUGCAAACUGGCCGAGCGCGAAAUGAAGGAUCUGGAGCAACCGUUCAACGAGGCCGUCGAUUAUCUAAAGAAGGAAAAUGAGCUGGUACGCACAAAAUCCUUUCACAUCCAAAAGAUCAUCAGCAUCAAAAAGACCAAGCUGGAACAGUACACCAAGGAGCACGAAGCCCUCGUGGAGGAGAUCAAAACCCUCGACGAGGGAACUGCUGCCCUAAAACAAGAAAGGGCUGAAAAGGAGUCCAUCAUUCGAAAGGAAAUUGAAGCCUACGAAUCUUUAGUGAAGAAUCGCGAACAAAUCAAGAAAAGGUUGGUGACCGUCGAUAGAGCACAUACUGAAAUCCAAAGCACCAUGGAGAACACAAACAAGCAGCGCAAGAAGGACAAGGCCCAGAUCGAGAAAAACGAAAAGGAGUUAGAGGAUCUCCACAAGCUACCGGAGAAAAAUCAAAAAGAGAUUGAAGAAUGCAAUAAGAAACUGGAGAGUUUGGAAAAGAAUAAGGUGUCACUGAACGAAGAGCUUGAAAAAUGUCAGGCAGAGCUGACCGAAACCACGGCGCCCUUGACCGAGAAGCGUUUGAAGCUCAGUGACGAGUUGGUCGGUCUAAAGGAGAAGGUCAACUCGGCUAAGGCGGAGCUGCAGGUGUUUGAAUCGCAGUUAAAGAUCCUGAAACAGGCUGAGACCACAGAGUCUAGGAAAUAUGAGACCCUAAAGAGCUCCUACGAGCAGUCACAAAAAAGUCUUGAGGAAAAAGUUACCAGAGUGGAUGAACUCAAGGAAAGCAUUCCACGCAUGAAGGCGGAAAUAGCCAACAAGACAGCAGAGGUGGAUAAAAUGGUCAAAGAAGAACGAAACCUUUCCAUGCAGUGCAACAAACUGAAAACAGAAAUCAAUGAAAGAUCGACUAUAAUGCAAGCUCAGCGUUCGAACAACAAAGUCCUUGACUUCCUCAUGCGUAUGAAGAUGGAGGGGAAAAUACCAGGCAUCCUGGGUCGCUUGGGAGACUUGGGUGGCAUAGAUGCCAAAUACGAUGUGGCUAUUUCGACCGCAUGUGGACGCCUGGACAACAUUGUCACUGAUAACUACGACACUGCAGCGGCGGCCAUUGCUGCGCUGAAGCAGUACAACGUGGGAAGAGCCACUUUCAUUACGCUGGACAAGAUUGAUCAUUUUCGUCGUGAUGCCAAUUCUAAAAUAAACACACCAGAGAAUGUACCUAGAUUGUACGACCUGAUAAAUGUAGAGGACGAUCGUGUGAGAACAGCUUUCUUUUUUGCUUUGCGCAAUACGCUGGUAUGCGAAGAAUUGGAACAGGGAACUCGCAUUGCAUACGGAAGGGAGCGCUACCGAGUGGUGACCUUGCGCGGUGAGAUGAUCGAGAUGACUGGUACCAUGUCCGGUGGUGGCAAUCGACCAUUGCGCGGUAAGAUGGGCACACAGGUACGCACUAAGACGGCAGAAUCGGCCGACACCUCGCAAAUGUCGCAGAAGGCGCUAGAAGAAAUGCAAAUUAAGGCAGAGGAGCUGCAGACUCGGGUGAACUACUGCCAGGAGCAGCAGGGCAGUCUUGAGCGCGAGAUCCAGACCCUCAGAAUGAAUCAUCAGCGGGACGAGGCAGAGUACAAGCGGUUGGCAGUGAGCAUUACUUCCCUUGAACAGCAAAUGGCCAGCAACCUGAAACAAUGCGAGGCGCAGCGCCAACGAAUGCUGAAGAAGACAACCGACGAAGGGGCCGUCAAAGAGCGAGAGGAGCAAAUCGAGGCAGCCAAGCAAGAAUUGGAGCAAGCUCAGCUCGCCGAACAGGCUGUCUCAAGUCGAAUUGAGGAGAUCCAAACCCAGUACACCGACCUGAGAAACGAAAGCGUUAAGCCCGUGGAGGCCAAGAUAAAGAAGGUUAGCAGCCAGAUUGAAAAGCUGGCCGCCAACGUUCGCUCUUUGAAUGUGGCCUUGGCCUCCGCUGAUCGCAACAUUCAAAAGAUCACGGGAAACAAUAAUAAUCUUCUGGAAAACAUUAAAGCUGCUGAAGAGAAAUUGAGAGCCCUGAGCGAGGAUCGCCAGAAGUGCGUGGAGAAAAAGGAGGAGCUAGAAAAGGAAGCCGAGGAAGCUGAUUCAGCAAUAGAGAACGCCAAGUCCCAAUCCUCCGAUAUUAAGAAAGAAAUAGAUGAGAUUACCAAGCAGGAAAACAAAAGGAACCUCGAGCGCGUUGAAAUAGACACAAAGCUGCAGGCGGCGGCGGGAAAAAUGAACAAGGUGAAAGCAGACAUUCCCGGAUGGCAGUCGCAACUGGUACCUUUAAAGCUGAACGAGAUCCCUGGAGAAACUGAGCCACAGGUGCCCCUCAAAGAACUCAAUGAAGAAGAGCUAGAGGCAGAGACCUUGGAAGCACUCCAAUAUAAGCAAACCAUGCUCGAGGAAGAUCUGAAAACAAAGAAGCCCAACUUGGGAUGCAUCAAGGAGUUCAACGAGAAACGUAUAAUAUACUUGGACCGUGUGCGUGUUCUGGAGGACAUCACCUCCAAGAGAAACGAGAUGCGCGACAAAUAUGAGGAGGUGCGAAAGCGUCGGUACAAGGAAUUCAUGGAUGGUUUUAGCAUCAUUACGAGAAAACUUAAGGAAAUGUACCAAAUGAUUACGCUGGGCGGCGAUGCCGAGCUGGAGCUCGUGGACUCCAUGGAUCCAUUUACCGAGGGCGUUAACUUCACGGUGCGUCCGCCCAAGAAGAGCUGGAAAUACAUUUCGAAUCUCUCAGGUGGCGAAAAGACUCUUUCCUCCCUAGCCCUAGUAUUUGCCCUGCAUUAUUACAAACCUUCGCCGCUAUACUUUAUGGAUGAAAUCGAUGCGGCUCUGGACUUUAAGAAUGUAUCUAUUGUGGGGCACUAUAUAAAGGAGCGUACAAAGAAUGCGCAGUUUAUUAUUGUUUCCCUCCGUGUUAACAUGUUUGAGCUGUCCAACUAUGUGGUGGGUAUAUACAAAUUCAGCGACUGCACGGAGUCCAUCUGCGUGCGAAACCACCCGCCCGAACUUCCCACUCAGCAGCACGUGGUCGCUAAUAGUCAGUAUGUAGGCGGAGCAAUCGCUCAGGACAAUACUCUGUUUCCCGGGAACGAGGAGAACCAAUCGCCAACCCUCGUAAAUAAUCAAAUUGAAAGUCAAGCCACAUUUUCCGCACCAAAUGAAAAUACUGGAAGAGAAAGCCAGGCUCAGGAAUCCCAGGCCAGACCCUCAGAAGAAUCAUCCCAGUUAAGCCAUGGUUUUGGAAGGGAAACCACAUUCGCUCCACCCAUGGAAAGUACAAUGCUUGCACAGAGUGUGGAGCGCACCGUCAUCGAGGACGUCAUUGAACACCCAAAUGCCAUACAAAGACUAACUACGAGUGUAUCUUUGGAAAGUCCGCCCAGCUCUCCAGCUUAGUGUAUUAUCUUAUUACAAGGCUACUUCAAUUAUUAUAGGCAAACUGCAAAUUGCUUCGAUUUUCAGCACUGUUUUAACCUUGACAUGAAUAUUAGACAUCCUAAUUUAAUAUAAAGGCCACAGCUGAGUUGUUCAGGGUCAAUUUUUAAUUUAUCUUUAAAUAAUUAUUUCUUUAAGAAAAAAAAACUUAUGAAUGUUAGUAAAUCUUAAGCCAUUUUCUGUAUUAAAUUUGACAAUUAUUUAAAGCGUCAAAAAUAUAUUAACCGGUGGCCAACCAUUGUUAGAUAAU
Messenger RNA from Drosophila ficusphila, 4681 nucleotides. RefSeq names its product structural maintenance of chromosomes protein 4 (gene glu). The transcript is spliced from 5 exons. Lineage: Eukaryota; Metazoa; Arthropoda; Insecta; Diptera; Drosophilidae. Gene Ontology annotation, cellular component: chromosome. The record is from RefSeq and is a predicted model, not a curated record. Gene Ontology annotation, molecular function: protein binding; ATP binding; ATP hydrolysis activity. Gene Ontology annotation, biological process: mitotic chromosome condensation. The coding region runs from base 109 to 4392 and encodes 1427 amino acids.